This is a messenger RNA of Rhizopus microsporus ATCC 52813, 468 nucleotides long. RefSeq lists its product as uncharacterized. Gene Ontology annotation, cellular component: cytoplasm; nucleus. Bases 1 to 468 code for a protein of 155 amino acids. The record is from RefSeq and is a predicted model, not a curated record. Lineage: Eukaryota; Fungi; Mucoromycota; Mucoromycetes; Mucorales; Rhizopodaceae. Gene Ontology annotation, biological process: diphosphoinositol polyphosphate metabolic process; adenosine 5'-(hexahydrogen pentaphosphate) catabolic process; diadenosine hexaphosphate catabolic process. The transcript is spliced from 3 exons. Gene Ontology annotation, molecular function: bis(5'-adenosyl)-hexaphosphatase activity; endopolyphosphatase activity; bis(5'-adenosyl)-pentaphosphatase activity.
AUGACAACUAGCACAUUAGAAGAAUUGCCUGUAAAUAAGACAAUGCUUGGAUCACCUGUUGUAGAAGGAAACAUUGCUGUUGGUACUAUUGUGAUUGACAGCGUCAAUCAAAAGAUAUUGAUGAUUGAGAGCCGUAAGAACAAAGACGCCUUUGUUCUGCCUCGUGAUGAUUGCCAUCCUCAAGAACAUCCUGAAAAAGCCGCUAUUCGUCUGUUACAUGAUAAAGCAGGUAUAGAUACCAACUAUCUAUCAAAGCGUGUGGGUUGCUUUUCAGAGUCAAAUAAAAAGGGAAGAGUAGUUGCUCAUCACUGGAUGUAUGAGGUUCACAAUCCGAAAUUACUAGACAAUUGGCCUGAAUCUAAUAGAAAGCGAGUCUGGAUGACUCAUGAAGAAGCAUUAAAGGCUAGUGAGAACAAGCGUAUGGCUUAUCUUGCUCUUCAAAAGAUAAAUUUUGAUAACUUACAAUAA